AUAUUUUUUUUAAAAAUGAGAAAUGACACAGUGGUUGUUGUUGUUUCCUGAAAAACAGUCAGUGUGUCAGUCUGUGUGUUUCACACUGAGGGACUGGUGUGUGUGUGUGCAGAAGAAUCAGUAAUGAUGAAGUGCUUAUAUCUUUUGUAUGUCGUGUUUCACGUCUCUGCAGGCUGUGAUCUCUCUGUUCAAACUAAAUAUGUUUACAUUGGACAUCCUGGUGGUUCAGUUCUGUUACCCUGCUCCUGCUCUGACCUGCACACCAAACCUCACACAUUCACCUGGAUGGCCUACAUAAGAGGAGGUCUGAAAGACAUGUUAAAUGAUGAACACUAUCGUGGCAGACUUCAGCUGUUUAAUCACAUUUCUCCUGGUAAUCUGUCUCUGCUCAUAUCUGACCUGAGACUAGAGGAUGAUGUAGACUACAGGUGCAAAACUGAGAAGGAACACAGAGACAUGAGGAUUUAUGUUAAAGGCUGUUAUCUCUCUGCUCAAACUAAAUAUGAAUACAAUGGACAUCCUGGUGGUUCAGUUCUGUUACCCUGCUCCUGCUCUGACCUGCACACCAAACCUCACACAUUCACCUGGAUGGCCUACAUAAGAGGAGGUCUGAAUGACAUGUUAAAUGAUGAACACUACCGUGGCAGACUUCAGCUGUUUAAUCACAUUUCUCCUGGUAAUCUGUCUCUGCUCAUAUCUGACCUGAGACUAGAGGAUGAUGUAGACUACAGGUGCAGAACUGAGAAGGAUCACAGAGACAUGAGGAUUUAUGUUAAAGGCUGUGAUCUCUCUGGUGAUAAACAUCAGGUAGUUAUCAAUGGACACCCUGGUGGUUCAGUUCUGUUACCCUGCUCCUGCUCUGAUCUGCACACCAAACCUCACACAUUCACCUGGACAACAGACAGAACAGGACACUGGACUGACGUGUUCAAAGAUGAGCUCUACCGUGACAGACUUCAGCUAUUUAAUCACAUUUCUCCUGGUAAUCUGUCUCUGCUCAUAUUUGACCUGAGAGAAGAGGAUCAGAGAGUCUACAGGUGCAGAACUGGAUUAAGGGAAUACAGAAACAUCAGGAUUAAUGUUAAAGGCUGUGAUCUCUCUGGUGAUAAACAUCAGGUAGUUAUUAAUGGACACCCUGGUGGUUCAGUUCUGUUACCCUGCUCCUGCUCUGACCUGCACACCAAACCUCACACAUUCACCUGGACGACUAACAGAACAGGACACUGGACUGACGUGUUAAAUGAUGAACACUACCGUGACAGACUUCAGCUGUUUAAUCACAUUUCUCCUGGUAAUCUGUCUCUGCUCAUAUCUGACCUGAGAGAAGAGGAUCAGAGAGACUACAGGUGCAGCACUGGAUUAAAGGAAUACAGAUACAUGAGGAUUAAUGUUCAACGUAAAACAUUUAAAUACUCAAUAAAAGUUUAUAUUUAGUGUGCAAACAGACCUGAUGAGAACUGAAUUAUAGUCACAUAUGUAACAAACAUGUCUACUAAAUUUACCAUAACUGAUGGUUUUACUCUACGAGUCAUAGUGUGUCACAUUAAAAUGACACAUUAUUUGGUGUGCAGGUCAGAGCAGGAGCAGGGUAACAGCACAGAAACAUCUUUGUGUCAUGUGAUUUCUGUCUGAUUAUCAUCACCAGAGAGAGCACAGCCUUCAGAAUACACCUUCAUUAUUACGUAUAUAUUACUUCAUUAUGACAUAAACCUACAUAAACAUUAAUAAAAGCUUCAGAAGGUGUCAGUGUCAUGUUGUUUAAUCUGACUGUGUUCUUCUAAUUUACAGUCAUAGAAAUAAAAUAUAGAAGUCUAUAUCUGAUAUCAUUGUCAAUUCUCUCAGUCUUUACAUCAGCUGACACUUAUUACACUUUAUAAAUCUUCAUGUAGGUUCAUGUCAGUUGUUAUUUAUGUAGGUGUCAUUUAACCUCAUUAACAUGACACUUAUUAUGUUACCUGUUAUUUUCUAGGAGGUUUUAACGACAUUAUUUCAUUUCAUUUUCAUUCACCUGCAUCAUCCUCAACAACACUGGAACAAGAUAAACAACAAACUCACAGCAGCCUCCUUCUAGCUGACAUAACUUUCCUUUUUACUCAGAAGUGAAAAACCAUAUCUAUAUUCUUACAUUUAUUUAUUAAUAAACAGAUUUAAUGUACUGUUUGUUGGAUAUUUAAAAGGACAAGGGCGCACACACACACACACACACACACACACA
Tachysurus fulvidraco (yellow catfish) is the source of this 2215-nucleotide messenger RNA. RefSeq names its product polymeric immunoglobulin receptor-like. Bases 124 to 1434 code for a protein of 436 amino acids. Gene Ontology annotation, biological process: cell surface receptor signaling pathway; cellular response to lipopolysaccharide; T cell costimulation. The record is from RefSeq and is a predicted model, not a curated record. Gene Ontology annotation, cellular component: external side of plasma membrane. The transcript is spliced from 5 exons. Lineage: Eukaryota; Metazoa; Chordata; Actinopteri; Siluriformes; Bagridae.